AGCCUCUACAUCACUCUCUUUUCACUCCCAGCACCAACAGGCAACAGCAAGCUAGCCAUGGCUUUCUCCAAGCCCCUUGCCUUCCUCCUGCUGCUGGCGGUGGCAGCGACGGCGACGUGCGCCGCCGGGCAGCAGGACUGCAGCGGACACAAGGUGACGGUGCAGAACCUGUGCGGGCACGACCUGAACCUGGGCAUCGCCCCCGUCGCCGACAGCAAGCUCCUCUUCAGCAACGGGAUGCUCCUCCCGCACGGGAACCACCAGUCCUUCGACGUGUGCGCGUGGACGGGGAGCGUGUCGGCGCAGGGCGCCGCCGUGGCCAAGUUCCACCUCGGCCACGACGGCGGCGCCUACUACGAGGUGAGCACGGACCAGGCGAGCUCCGCCAUCCACGUCUCCGUCACGCCGCACGGCAACCCGCUGCUGGGCCACUGCCCCACCGCCGGCUGCAACGAGGACAAGUGCUUCGAGCACUCCGUCCCCGGCGGCAACUGCCACGGCGUCUCCGAGAUGAAGGUCGUCUACUACAAGAAGCACUAGGAGGUCAAGCGCUCUCUCUGUCCAGCAGCGACGACGUACGGCUGGCUGCUCUGCCAAGCGUGUUUAGCAAAUAAGUUCGUCUGCAGCUCGAAUCGUUGAUCGUCGUUGAUCAGCUGCUAGUUAAUCAUCGAGUUUAUUGUGUAGUACCGUUCGUGUCCUUCGUGUUGUGUCAGAUCGAGUGCAUGCUAGCUAGCUCACAUGCACAUGUACCGUGAGCCGUGUAGUGAUGAGCAGCAUGCAUCGUCGUACGUCU
Molecule: messenger RNA, 793 nt
Organism: Lolium perenne
Lineage: Eukaryota; Viridiplantae; Streptophyta; Magnoliopsida; Poales; Poaceae
Source: RefSeq, a predicted model, not a curated record